UGGAAACUUUUCCCCUCAUGGUAACAGUUAUACGUUUUUAAAAGAGACAAAAUAUCUGACCUGAAAAGGAGAGAAUAACAAAAAGGCUUUAGGUUGUUUGGCAUGAAUGUUCAGGGUGUGUCUGUAGUGCAUGGCACCAGCCGUUUUAACGUCAUGGGUGGUUUUGUCAGGAUCCAUGGUAGCUCUUUUCACAACCAGAGUUUCAGCUAAAAUAGCAAAGGCGAAAGAGAGAGAGAAAAAGUGUGAUAAAUAACUCUUAUAUCAAAUAACACAAGGGAGUAUUGUCUUAAAAUCUCAUUAGCAUAUACCAGUAUUGUUACAGUCAAUCUUGUGUUACAGAAUCAAGGUAGUCACAUGAAUAAAGAGAAAUGGACAUGUUAAACAGUUGAAUGUGUUUUUUUAAGAACAGGUUUUGUCUAGACACGUUUCAGUAAAGGCACAUUAUAAUUUUUUUAUGUCUGCAGGCAACCGAGAGCAAAAGUGAUUGCACAUUUUUUCCUAUUAAUUUUUUUCCACAAAGACAUCAACAACAUUUUCUUACCGACAAACCAUUAUAAAAGCAUCUGCUAUGUUUAAAUGAUUAUUAACUAGCAGUAAAUAACAAUACCUGAUUUAAAGCAAAACACUGCAUUUAAGUCAAAAAACUAAAAUGUGAUUUUUGUUGAUUUUUGUUGUUUUCAGGCAAACUGAGUUAUUUCCCUUCAAACCUAAAAAGAAAGCAAAAGUAAAAUAUCCUUAAAGUAAUUGUUUUAAAACAAUAUUGAGCGAAAAUACCUGUUAUCAAAGUCUGGCUAAUGUACACAAGACAAGAUUAGUUUAUAAAAGAUUCUAAAAGUGGUGGGCAUAUAAAAAUUCCAGCCUGUGUUGUCUUUGUAAAGAGCUGAAAUCAGUGGGAGUACGACAUGAGCCAGGAAUUUCCAAAAGUGACAACAGGGAAGUCCCUGACUCCCUGCAAUAAAGUAUAAAAACUGCAGCGACAUUGAGCACUUCACAGACACAGCCUCAACAUGAAGCCGACAGCUUUUGCUUUCCUGACAUUCAGCCUCAGCAUAUGUCUAACAUACAGUCAGUAUGUACCAAAGACCUGCCAGUGCCCACAGGUGACGAAACGAGUCAAGGGCCCAUUUAGUGACUUCAGCGUGAUCCUAAAAGGACCCACCUGCCUCAAAGAUGAAAUUAUAGUCACACUGCAGAGGAACAACAGGCAAGUGUGCCUCAGUCCAAAUGACAAACAGGGCAAGCGACUGAUGAUGUGUUGGCAAAGGAAUGGCAAAAACAGCAAAAGAUGUUUACGCAAACUACAACAGAAGAGGCCAAACAAGAGAAGGCAAAUCAAAUCCAAGAAGGGCUCUUAAAUGAAAUAUUAGGCACAUGUUAAAUCACAUGUAAUGAUCCUGGGAACAGAAUGCCCUUUAAGCUUGUGCAAUAUGUUAUGGGAUUUCUGCACUUUCAUAUGCACUUUUCAAGCCGAGGAUAAAGAAAAGGAUCUAUUGAGAGGAGUGCACAAUGGAUUGCAUCUAAUGAAGGCAUGUUAUAACAGGGAUGGAAUCGAGCAAAGACAAUUAUAAAGACAUUUGAGCCCUGCUAUGCAGGUCAAACAUGCAGUUUAAAAACUUUUAAUGUUUGGAUUUUAAAAGCAUGUGUUCUGUGAUCACAUGAAGAAAGUGAAUUUUGUAAAGUUUUAAUAUAAAAUAGUGUAAUAAAUAAGAAAAUGUUA
Misgurnus anguillicaudatus (oriental weatherfish) is the source of this 1717-nucleotide messenger RNA. RefSeq names its product CXC chemokine 13b (gene cxcl-c13b). Gene Ontology annotation, cellular component: extracellular region. Gene Ontology annotation, molecular function: chemokine activity. Gene Ontology annotation, biological process: immune response. NCBI's taxonomy places the organism in Eukaryota, Metazoa, Chordata, Actinopteri, Cypriniformes, Cobitidae. The record is from RefSeq and is a predicted model, not a curated record.